This is a messenger RNA of Paramecium sonneborni, 308 nucleotides long. Lineage: Eukaryota; Ciliophora; Oligohymenophorea; Peniculida; Parameciidae. The record is from the annotation of a GenBank genome assembly.
AUGACUAUAUUCAAUGUAUCAUUAAUAAUCAACAACCAAAGAUUAUCCCCUAAAACUUUUGAUAAUUUUUUUGUCUGAAUUAGGUAGUAAUCAAUUAAAUAUAUCAUUUAUAGAAUUCAAAAAAAUUAAUAGACUUUUCCCUUAAUUCCCAAUCAGAACUAGAUAUAAAAUUACAAAUAGAGAAUUUUUAAUUAUUGAAUCUUGAAGGAUCUUGUCAAGAAAAUACUCUCUCCUUUACUCCUUUACAGGUAUUUACAUAAAAUUCAACCCAUUAGAUCAUAAUCAUAAUAGCAUCAUCAUCCAAUUGA